AUGAUCUGUGAAUAUGAGCGAAUUAAAUUUAUAUUUCCUCGUUUUGAAAAAUUUAUCAUUCUGGUACAAUGAUAAAUAAGAUUUAGGACUUCAAUACAAAAAUAGCAUUAGAAGAUUUGAAAUUUACCUUCACUAAUGUAAUGAAAAUUGAUCUCUUCGCCAGAAAAUUAGUAUUUUUUAUUACUAAGGGUUUCAAUUCAAUUGAAUUGGAUUCCCAAAAAAGUCUCUAAGGGUAGGCAGCUUUAAGCAAUUACAAAAAGAAUAAAACUCAAAUUGAAAUCGUUGUAAAAUUUUUUGAAGAGGGGGCUUGA
This is a messenger RNA of Paramecium pentaurelia, 311 nucleotides long. The record is from the annotation of a GenBank genome assembly. Lineage: Eukaryota; Ciliophora; Oligohymenophorea; Peniculida; Parameciidae.